GUAUUCCCUGACUUCAACUGAAAAAUGGAGUUAUUAGCUGUCCUAAGUUUGACAUGUUUUAUAAAAUUUACAGAAUCUAUUCAUAAAGACAACUGUAUAUUCCAUAAAUCAUGGUGGAUUAACCAAUGGGUUACAAAUGAUGGAAAAACAGAAAAUUCACUUUACAUAACAAAUUCAACGAUAGCAAAUUUCCGGAUUCCUAGUAUUACAUCUGAAACGUUUCACUGUUACAGUAAAACACAAAACAUUUACUUAUUAAGAAGUACGAGGUCUGAUGGUUUGCCGGAGUAUGUAUGUAUGAUGGCAAAUGAAGUCAGAAGGGAUUUAUACUGUCUUUAUCUAAUUAAAGAAAAUUCAACAACAGCAAGUGGAAACAUACCUGCUUGUAGUAUUUGUACAAGUUCCUCGUCACCUAGAAUGUAUACGCUUAAGCACUUUGGUAAUCAAACAAUAGAAGAUCCAAUAACAUGCAGUAAUUAUAAACAGCAUUGCCACAAACCUUCAGAGGAAUCUUCACCAGUGGAGACAGAAUCUACAUAUGGUGGUAAAGGGUCCAAAUCUGCAGGGAAAAAUUCGCAGACGUACAUUGUAGGCAUAGUAAUUGGAAUAUUUGUUAUUGGAGGAUUUUUGAUUGGUUUAUGUGUUUAUAUAGCACAGCAAAGACAGGCCAAAGAAGUUCCAGAAGAAGUAGAAUUAAAUAAAAUAGACAGUGAUGAAGGAACAGGACCCGUAGAGGAUUUUAAGGAUAUUACAGUUGGUGAAAUACAAUUGGACAGAGUUGAUCUGUAGAAAAAGGAGGACUAUGCAUAGAUAUAUAUAAAACAAAUAUGUGCCAUUCAUUAUGUAUACUUAGUAUUUUUUAUAACUGUUACAGUGAAAGAAACUUUUGAUAAUUUAGUUCUUCAAAAUUAACAUGAAUAACGUGACACUGUUGUGAAAUUGAUGUUUUUUUUAAUCUCUGUGCUGCAGUCAAUUGGUUCUUUAAAGUCGACUUUUCUGUUCUUCCUAGGCUUGUUUUGCCUGAAGUUUAUGAUUUGGAAGAUAUAUGUGUAUUCGGUCUUUUCCUUUUUAUAUGACGUCAUGAAAACAUUUUAAACGGAGCUACAUGUAAGAGAUCAUUUAAACCUAUUAAUUAAAAAAUCUGAAUUAAUUACAUAUCAAUGUCAAGCUACCCGUGAUAAUUGUCGACGUUUGCUUAUCGUUUAAUUUAGCAAUUAUUUAACGCGCAGUGGAUUAUAAUCUUAACAGUAAGCUCUGCAAAGUUGGCCAAAUGGGAUAAAGGAUAUAGAAAAAUGAAUGUCACUGAAAAAUAGUCUUUGUAAGGUAGAAGAUGAAAAUUUGCCUCGCAAUAUGUAUUUUGCGGAGAUAAUUCCGACUGGACGUAUAGCUGAUUAUUCUUACAUAUUGCAAAACAACUGCCAAGGUUGUAAAAUACAAUUAAAAUAUUUGCUCCUUUAAUAUGUUAUUUCAUAAAGUAUUCCUUGUCUUUCAAAUUGAGAAAAAAAACUUUUUAGCAGUUUUAUCAAAUGUUUAUAAUAUUUCUUGCAUAUUUCUAUCUAAACGAGUUCAGUUUAUUGAUACUUUAUUUGAUAUAAAUGAUAAAAAUGAAUCCAGUACCAAUUAUAACCCAGAAUAUAGUUAUAAACACAACAUAUGUGAUAAACAACUAUUAUGUGAGACUAUCAAUAUCGCUAACGACUACUAUCAUAUAGUGAUACGCUUAACUAGCUAUUAACAAAGAACCCUCUCUUUUGUCAGAGCUUUUGCGUCUGAGCAUUCAUUUUCUCUUUAAAGUAAGUACGCGUUAAACUCGAAGAAAGUUGUGACAUAUCGAUAUACUAUAGUACUUUUAUAAAUUAAACAAUAUGUUAAAGGUGGCAAUCAUCCGUCAGGAAGUCAAGAAUAUUCUGUUGCAGAUAAUAGUUUUGUGGUGAAAAAUGAGAUUUUAAUAAACUCAAUUAGACCAGA
This is a messenger RNA of Mytilus californianus (California mussel), 1968 nucleotides long. RefSeq lists its product as uncharacterized. The transcript is spliced from 6 exons. NCBI's taxonomy places the organism in Eukaryota, Metazoa, Mollusca, Bivalvia, Mytilida, Mytilidae. Bases 25 to 789 code for a protein of 254 amino acids. The record is from RefSeq and is a predicted model, not a curated record.